Quercus robur (English oak) is the source of this 993-nucleotide messenger RNA. RefSeq names its product stemmadenine O-acetyltransferase-like. NCBI's taxonomy places the organism in Eukaryota, Viridiplantae, Streptophyta, Magnoliopsida, Fagales, Fagaceae. Bases 1 to 993 code for a protein of 330 amino acids. The transcript is spliced from 2 exons. The record is from RefSeq and is a predicted model, not a curated record.
AUGGUGAAAGUUGAGGUCACUAUCGUUUCAAAAGAAACAAUCAAACCAUCUACACCAAUAUUGAAUCAUCUGAAACCCUACAAACUCACCCUCCUUGAUCAAGUCACUCCGGCAACUUACGUUCCCAUGAUUGGAGAUGCAGCAACAAUGAGUGCUUUCCUACAUUCUUGGGCUGCCACCUUUAUUGGGUCUCCGGCAAAAGUUAGAAGUCCGAAUUUCUCAGUGGGAUCAACCAUGUUUCCACCUAGAGAUUCACUUCCACCAAAGAAUAUAGCUACAAUGGAUAACUUGUGGUUCAAAGAAGGUGAUUAUGUUACGAGAAGGUUUGUGUUCCAUGACAAAGCAAUAACCACUUUAAGGGCCAAAGCGAAAAGCGAUCUUGUUCCUAAUCCAACACGCAUUGAGGCACUGACAUGUUUCAUUUGGAAACAUUGCAUGGCAGCUUCUAAAGCCAAAUCACCAGGUUCGGAAAAGACAUCCAUAAUGGUUCAAGCAGUGAACUUGAGGACACGAAUGAAGCCACACUUGUCAGAUGCUUCUAUUGGAAAUAUAUUUUGGUGGGCACCGGCAGGAGCUGAUUUGGCUAUGGAAGAGAGAGAGUUGGUGGACCUUGUAAAUGAAUCCAUCGCAGGGUUUGAUACUGUUUGUGCGGAAAGUUUGCAAGGGGAUGAAGGGUUUUCGACUUUCUCUAAUUACUUUGGCCACUUACAAGAUAUGUUUUUUGCAGAAGUAAAACCAGAUGUUUGUGCGUUUACAUGCUGGCUUAGGUUUUUUAACGAUAUUGAUUUUGGUUGGGGGAAGCCAUUUUGGAUUGGUAUCAUGGGGAAAGUUGGCCCUAAGUUUAGAAAUUUAAUAAUUUUCAGUGAAACCCCACGGGGUAUUGGGAUUGAGGCAUGGGUGACCAUAGAUGAGAAAGAAAUGGUCAUAUUGGAGAAUGAUCCAGAAUUUCUUACAUUUGCUUCCCUAAAUCCUAGCAUUUCAGUAUCUCUUUAA